CAAAGAAUGCCGUAAGAAGAAAGGAAAGGAAAAGGAAAGGGGGCGCCUAUGGAUGCUGCUGCGUCUAUAUAUUUAGCGUAGUGGAAGGGUUGAAAAACCAAAGCUCCUACCUUUGAUCUCAACCAACUCAAACCCAUCAUCCUUUUCAAACUCCCACUGCCCACGCACCAAGCAGAUCUUAAUCACAAGGGUAGGGUUUUUUUUUGGGAUAUUAUGAAGGAGGAAGGAGAGUGCUUUCAGGGGUUUCAAGAGCACCUCCUAAUGCAACAAUUCCAGACUAUGCAACAAAACAGCGACGUUUUUGGAGUAGGAGGUGGAGGAGGCUUGAUUUUUCCUGAAGUUUCUCCUAUGAUGUUUACGCCUCCGUGGACCGCGACCACAACCAUCCCUCAAGUCCACCACGACCCCUUCAUCCCGCCGCCGCCCCCACCUUCCUACGCCAGUUUCUUCAAUAGGAGAAAUGCUUCUCUGCAGUUCCCUUACGAUAUUGGGAACAAUAGCCUUGGAAUUGGGCAGAUGGGUCAGCCUGGGUCUGGCCCCUUUGGGCUGCAGGCCGAGCUGAGUAAGAUGAGCCCUCAAGAAAUAAUGGACGCCAAAGCUCUUGCUGCCUCUAAAAGCCAUAGUGAAGCUGAGAGACGAAGAAGAGAGAGAAUCAAUAAUCAUCUUGCUAAGUUACGAAGCUUACUCCCAAGUACCACCAAAACGGACAAGGCAUCCUUGCUUGCAGAGGUAAUUCAACAUGUAAAAGAGCUGAAACGCCAGACGACAUUGAUAGCUGAUGUAAGUCCAGUUCCGACCGAGCUCGAUGAGCUAUCAGUUGACGUCGAUGCAUCGGACGAGGACGGUAAGUUCGUGAUAAAAGCCUCACUUUGUUGUGAGGACAGGUCUGAUCUUCUCCCACAGAUCAUUAAAACCCUGAAAUCCCUCCGCUUGAGAACCCUAAAAGCGGAGAUCACGACGCUGGGCGGCCGAGUAAAGAACGUGUUGUUUAUCACCGGGGACGACGACUCCUCCAGCGACCAAGAGGAGCCUGAACAGCAGCACCACCAAUACAGCAUCAGUUCCAUUCAGGAAGCCCUAAAGGGCGUGAUGGAAAAGGUUUGUAGCGAAGACCAAUCAUCCUCAGGCAGCAUCAAAAGGCAAAGGACCAAUAAUCACAACAACGUCAAUAUUUAGGAGGAGAGGUGGGUUUAAGUGUGACAUAAAAUUAUGAUAUUUGUUAAAAUAGUAUGUUAAGUGUGUUAGCAUUAAGAAUGUGACAUAAAAUUAUGAUCUUUGUUUUGGUGUGGCUUUCGUAUGUACAAUUAUUAUUAUUAUGUGUACUAGAGAGCAGUGGAUGAGAAGGGAAUGUAAUGAUGUUUGUGAUGGAAAAGGGUAAGGAUCUUUUUCGUGGGGAGGAAACCAAAAUAUGAGGAUCCAAGAUGGAAAUUUGUGAUUUUGAGUAUUAGAAGUGAAAUGAAUGUGUAUUGGGGUUACAGAAGGAUCUGAGUUUGGUCCCAAAUUUGCAGAGAGAGUUUGGGUUUGUUUUGUAGUCAAGUAUGUGGCUGGCAGAGAAGCUGCCGUCUCUUUACAGUUUUUAUUGGUGGGAAUUAUGUCAUGGAUGAGACAAUGUUAACGA
Cucurbita maxima (winter squash) is the source of this 1618-nucleotide messenger RNA. Its product is annotated as transcription factor bHLH30-like. Gene Ontology annotation, biological process: regulation of DNA-templated transcription. The transcript has 2 exons. The record is from RefSeq and is a predicted model, not a curated record. Bases 214 to 1176 code for a protein of 320 amino acids. Gene Ontology annotation, molecular function: protein dimerization activity; DNA-binding transcription factor activity. NCBI's taxonomy places the organism in Eukaryota, Viridiplantae, Streptophyta, Magnoliopsida, Cucurbitales, Cucurbitaceae.